AUUUCCAAGGCCUGGCCAUCUUCUCUGACUUGUUUCUGUGCCCUUGUGCAAAAGAUGUCAGGAAACACAACUAUUAACUCAAUCGACCUUCACUCAGCUCCUCUAAGUUUGUUUCUAGGUAGCAUUUCACUGGUCACUGUUGUCAUGAAUAUAUUAGUACUCUGUGCUGUGAAAACUGAAAAGAAGCUGCAAACAGUAGGCAAUAUAUACAUUGUCAGCCUUUCUAUUGCAGAUCUUAUAGUUGGUGCAGCUGUUAUGCCACUGAAUAUUGUUUAUCUUGUAAAUGGCAYGUGGAUUCUGGGCAUACCAACCUGUUUGUUCUGGUUGUCAAUGGAUUAUGUGGCCAGUACUGCAUCCAUCUUCAGUCUCUUCGUAUUGUGCAUAGACCGUUAUCGUUCAAUUCAGCAACCACUGAAGUAUCUCAAAUAUAGAACAAAAAUGAGAGCAUCCUUAAUGAUUUUUGGAGCUUGGUUUCUGUCUUUCAUGUGGGUCAUCCCAAUUCUAGGCUGGCAUGUGUUUGGUAAGGGAGAGGAAAGAACACAGAACACAACCAAAUGUGAAAAGGAAAAUAUUCAGAAUAUAACCAAGUGUGAAACUGAUUUCUCUAAAGUCACAUGGUUUAAACUGUUUACAUCCAUUGUCAAUUUCUACAUGCCUUCUAUCAUCAUGCUAUGGCUCUACUUGAAAAUAUUCAAGACUGUCAGAAAACAUUGUCAGCAUCGACAGCUCUCCAAUGGAUCAUCACAGUCUUUCUCAGAAAAUAGAAGCAUAAACCCUAGCAAGACAAAGACGUGUCCCCGAAAGCAAAUCUUAGAUGAAAAUAUCCUUCCCAAAAACAAGCACAACUCCACUCAGCCUAAAAAARUGGAGGCAAUACUUCAUUUAGGCGAUACCAACAAGUCUGCAAAGGCUUUUGAUAGCAGAAGGAACAGCAAAGUUUUCAAAUGGAACCGUUUCCCUCUCACCACUGCCCAGUCUAAGCCAGGCCUAGAUAAAGCAGGAAACAAGUAUGUGUGUAUUGUAAAGGAGGAUCAGAAGGAAGAGGAGCUGUGCUCACAGGAAAGUGACUUAAGCAAUGCAUCAAUUGACCAGACUUCUGCAGAAACAGCUCCCUGUAGAAAUGAUUCUAACCCUAACCCCAAAGGUGCCUGCGGUCCUCAGGGAAAGACUGGGGAUAAGGAUGUCACAGGACUGACUUACCUGAAGAAAACAUGGCAAAGACUGCAUAGCCAUUCCAAAAGCCACAUUAAAAGACUGUAUGUGAACAGGGAGAGGAAAGCAGCUAGGCAGUUAGGAGUCAUAAUGGCAGCCUUUAUUUUGUGCUGGAUUCCCUAUUUUAUAUUAUAUACAACUAUAGCUUUCCAUAGUUGUAAAGAAUUCCCCAAAUUACACAUGUUGACUAUAUGGCUUGGCUACCUGAACUCCACUUUAAAUCCAUUCCUCUAUCCUCUUUGUAAUGAGAAUUUCAAGAAGACCUUCAAAAAGAUCCUUCACAUUCACUGAUAGUGUAGCUUUGGACUGAUUUUUCUGAAAAAAAGGAAGUUGCUAAGUUGCACCAAACAAAACAUUCCACUUUCAAAAACAACCACCAYGGACAAAGUAGGUGCCUUUGGAAAACUGUAAUUCAUAAACAAGUGCUGGUAAAAGUAGGAAACGUGCAUAUAAUAGAUUUAGCAUGUUUGAAGACAAGCUAUUUUCAUUCAGGAAAACUUAAAACUGGUGGCCAAUCUCAGAACUGCUGCACUAUUGUUAUGUACUUUACAGUUUGAGGUUUCCUCUUUCAGCAUGUAAAACAAAAACUGAAAACAGUAAUAGAGAUCUUCAGUGAUUAUAGAAUAUUCAACCGUGGAAAAGGAAGAUAUAGAAUAUGGUUUCUGUGAUGGGCCAAAUAACUAUGGUUUUCUUUUUUAACUUACUUGGSUAGACAGAUCUCUUAAAAAAGGUAUUUUGCAAAGACAAAAUGUAAGCUCCAACUUCU
Nothoprocta perdicaria is the source of this 1978-nucleotide messenger RNA. RefSeq names its product histamine receptor H1 (gene HRH1). Gene Ontology annotation, cellular component: dendrite; membrane. Bases 55 to 1503 code for a protein of 482 amino acids. Gene Ontology annotation, biological process: positive regulation of vasoconstriction; G protein-coupled receptor signaling pathway, coupled to cyclic nucleotide second messenger; regulation of vascular permeability. The transcript has a single exon. Gene Ontology annotation, molecular function: neurotransmitter receptor activity; G protein-coupled serotonin receptor activity; histamine receptor activity. Lineage: Eukaryota; Metazoa; Chordata; Aves; Tinamiformes; Tinamidae. The record is from RefSeq and is a predicted model, not a curated record.